GAUUCACAUGCUAUGUAGCUUUAAUCAUAAACGUUCGCUUCCCCCCUGACAUAAAGUUUAACUUUAAACUAAGACAUUGAGCUCCACUGCCAAAGUACUAUCAAAAAUGCCUCGAUCAAACACCCUUCCAACAGACCCACCCAAAGGUACAUACACUGGCGAUGGGAGACCUAAUCGUAGCAGGACAACAAAAAUGCGAUCGCAAGUUACUUCGCAAGAACCAUCCAAAGCCCAGACAAUCCCUCACUCUACCUCUCAUAAAACUUUCCGUCAUGAAUCAAAGAAAUCAAAUUCGUCAAUUGUUACAGGGAGUUCAACUUUGAAACCUGCGAGACCAGAUGGGUUGAAUAGACAGAAUAGCGUGCAAACGAGAUAUAUGAACAUGCUUCUUUCUCUUGACACUAUUCCUCGCAUGCACAAUAUAUACAUAUCAUUCUUUAGUUGGAUCCUCCUUGCCGGUUUCAUAAUCUUCCCCGGCACAUUCACAUCUCUCCAAUCUCUCCCCUCAUCUUCUCUUCCUUCCGAUCUCCCAGAUGCAACCACCCGACAUAUUCUGCACGCAGUCAAGAACAUCCCUCUUCUCUGGAUCGCAAGCUUCAGCUGUGGUAUUGGCGCAUCGGGUAUGCUAUGGCUCUGGUACACGCAUCGACGGAAUUACGUGUGGCUUUUGAAUAAAAUAUUCCUGCCCGGUUGUUUGAAUAGUGUGGCGGGGUUUGUGGGGACGAUGGUGGGGGUUUAUGGUCAGCAGAAGGGGGCGUGGAGUAUUACUGCUAGGGUUACUGCGAUAGUCACCGCUACGAUUGCGUGUAUAACGAGUAUUCUAUUCGUUUUCUAUAAUUUCUGGUUAUUGAGAAGAGUGAAGAGUACACACGAGAGAGAAAUGAAGAGUUUUGAGGAGGGGUUUGUAGAGAAGAUUAGGAGAAAGAAGGAUGAGCCGGCUUUGGAACCGGGAAGUGUUGUUUAGUGUCCGGAGACGACAUUGUAAUGGUAAGGAGAUGGGAGAGGAUGAUGUUAUACAUGGGUGGGAUAGAAUUCAAUCGGGAGAUGGAAGAUAUUGAAAACUUAUCAUGCUUUGCCAUAUUUCAGAAGAAGAGACAGAAUAGUACAUUCAACAUUGACGAUAGUGAUUUCUUCUCAAGUUCCAUUUAUUUCUUCACUAUCUACAUAAUAGCAAUGAACAUUCCCUCACACAAACAAACUCGAAAUCAUCUAUCUGCUAUUCUCCCACCUCGCCACGAUGAUCCUUUCAUGAACUCACACUAUACAACCCGCACCCCCUUCCUCCCAGAAAACAAGCAUCCCUCUUAAUAUACAUCCCAAAGAAUUCCAGCAACAAACAUAUUUUUAUGAUUCUUCGCAAAACCCCUCAAAUCCCAGCGAUUGAAAACAUCCCAUCUAAACUUUCAACUCCCCCAAAUCAAAUCACGAACGAUAGCUAGACUACCCACAGAAAUCCAAACAUCCCGAUCAAACGAGGCAUCACCAAACUAACUUUAAAUAUACCAGAAAAUAUACAAAGAACAAACACA
Molecule: messenger RNA, 1529 nt
Organism: Botrytis cinerea B05.10
Lineage: Eukaryota; Fungi; Ascomycota; Leotiomycetes; Helotiales; Sclerotiniaceae
Exons: 3
Coding region: 107-964 (285 amino acids)
Source: RefSeq, a predicted model, not a curated record